Penicillium griseofulvum is the source of this 6348-nucleotide messenger RNA. RefSeq names its product bifunctional endoribonuclease/protein kinase IRE1 (gene ireA). The record is from RefSeq and is a predicted model, not a curated record. Gene Ontology annotation, cellular component: IRE1-TRAF2-ASK1 complex. NCBI's taxonomy places the organism in Eukaryota, Fungi, Ascomycota, Eurotiomycetes, Eurotiales, Aspergillaceae. The transcript is spliced from 4 exons. Bases 1 to 6348 code for a protein of 2115 amino acids. Gene Ontology annotation, biological process: IRE1-mediated unfolded protein response; protein phosphorylation; mRNA processing. Gene Ontology annotation, molecular function: ATP binding; RNA endonuclease activity; protein serine/threonine kinase activity.
AUGCGGUGGCGGCUGCCAGGCGCCCGUACGACACUCCCCGCCAGUGUCGCACUCCUCCUUCUCCCAACUCUGGUCGCUCCGCUGCAGCAAUCAGAAGGCCAUGACUCUAUCUCUCGUGUCUCUGUGCCAUUAGCACAAGAGUCAUCCAACCAACAUGCAGCCCAUGUGGCUGCACCACCCAUCGUGAAACCCAACGAUGCGAGCGCCCUUGCUACUCUGGCUCUGGCAGGCUCCGGCCGCGCCGUUCGAGCCCCUCCUGUCCAAGCCAGCAGCACCGCUGCAGGUUUGGCUUCGCAGCUUCACGCGCGGUCCUUGCAGGACUGGGAGGUUGAGGAUUUUGUGCUGCUGGCGACCGUCGACGGAACAAUUCACGCCCGUGAUCGCAAGACCGGGACUGCUCGCUGGGCCCUGGAGGUCCCGAGUAGCCCUGUGGUCGAAAGCACUUACCAUCGAGCGAAUCGUUCCAGUUUUGACGAUACACAGCCCGAAGACGACUUUCUAUGGAUCGUCGAACCGAGCCAAGAUGGCAGCCUAUACAUCUACAGCCCCGCCCCCGACGCUGGCUUGCAAAAGCUCGGCUUAACUGUGAAGCAGCUUGUCGACGAAACCCCCUAUUCUGGCACCGACCCUGCGGUGACUUAUACUGCCCGGAAAGAAACUACCCUAUACACCAUUGACGCCCGGACUGGUAGCAUUCUGCGGGUGUUUAGUUCCCGUGGUCCAAUUCCCGCUGCGCCUGAAUGUCGGAAGGUCAAUGGAGAAGAUCCGGAGUCCGAUGAGUGUGAGUCGACAUCUGGCACUUUGGUUCUUGGUCGGGUUGAAUACGCCGUCGCCAUCCAAAACACUGAGACGGGAGAUCCGAUUUGCACCUUGAAAUACUCCGAGUGGGCACCAAACAACCGUGAUAUGGACUUACAGAGCCAGUACUACAGGACGAUGGAUCAAAGCCACAUCUAUAGUAUGCACGACGGCGUUGUGCUGGGAUUCGAUCAUUCGCGCAUGGAUCGGCCUCGAUAUACACAACGAUUUUCAUCACCUGUGGCGCGAGUCUUUGAUGUUGUUCGUCCUGCUCACAAAGAAACACCAGAUGCCUCGACCCCGCUCGUCCUGCUCUCACAACCUCUUCAGCCACCGGAUCCGGAUUACGGUCCCCUUGGGGAUGAAAGGGACAUGCGUGUAUUCAUCGAUUGCACUGAGGCGGGGGGUUGGUAUGCCUUCUCAGAGGAAACAUACCCCCUCGCCACGGGCCGCGCCCCAAUGGCUCAAUGCUAUGACAAAGACUUCUUUCGCCGCGGGCAAGCGCUCAUGAGUCUGACAGCGCGUCAGCAGCGGAAUGCAUUGGCUGGUGUCCACUCUCUUACUGGCCCUCGUGUCGUCCGUCCACAUAUUCCUAGACUGGGCGGGUCAUCCACCUCCGAACUAUCAAAUGAUACACCACGAGAUAUUCUCCGCAGUCCUUCGGAGCUGGCUUUGCCUCCCGCCUUACGAAAUAGCGCGAUCAUUCGCAAGAGCUGGGACAAUGCUUUGGAUAUCGUCGUGACGUUGAUUUUAUUGUUCAUCUGCACCUUCAUCUAUUUCAACUCGCAUCAUCUUCGCGAUCUGGCCAAGCAGAAGUUGGAUAUCAAGAAUAUCAUCAACUCCAAUGAUAAGCCUUCUCUGUCGACCCCUUCUACUCCUAUAGUCGGCGGUGCCCCGGAUAUGGAGCGUUCAUCUACACCGACCCAACAAGUUCCCAACGUUACAGUGGAUUUAGAUGUGGAUGGUUCAUCGCCAGAUGGAGGAGCAACGCCGCGCGCUUCCCGAGACCCAGACUCCAAACCGCGGGUGCAGAUUCGCGAGCCUUCGCGUGGGGCUGAUGAAGAGGAUGCCGAUGAGAUUGGAAAGCCAAAGAAAAAGCCACGCGCUCGUGGAUCUCGAGGAGGAAAGUCACACCGCCGUCGCAAGAAGCCUGAAGGUGAAGGUGAUAGCCCUGAAGGGGCCGGUCAAACCGUGGAGCAGGUCAAUAAUUUAGCCUCCCAGCCUCGACUUGAGCCCGAUGUCCAGAUGACCCGGACUAUCUCGAAUGAGAUUAUGGAAAUGGAUGGCGUCGUGCGCGUCGGCCGGCUUCAGGUUUUCACCGAUGUUGUGCUGGGACAUGGUAGCCAUGGAACCGUGGUGUACCGCGGUUCGUUCGAUGGACGAGACGUCGCAGUCAAGCGUAUGCUGAUGGAAUUCUAUGAUAUUGCAUCCCACGAAGUGGGCUUAUUGCAGGAAAGUGAUGACCACCAUAACGUGAUCCGAUAUUUCUGCCGUGAGCAAGCCACCGGGUUCCUGUAUAUUGGCCUCGAGCUUUGUCCAGCAUCUCUUCAGGAUGUGAUUGAACGUCCUAUCAACUACCCGGAACUAGUCCAAAGCGGGUUAGAUCUGCCCGACGUACUACGGCAGAUCACCCAGGGUGUCCGGUACUUGCACUCGUUGAAGAUCGUCCAUCGUGAUUUGAAGCCGCAGAACAUCCUCGUGGCUAUGCCGCGUGGUCGCACUGUUUCACGGUCAUUGCGGCUCCUUAUCUCCGAUUUUGGCCUUUGCAAGAAACUCGAAGACAAUCAAAGCUCGUUCCGGGCAACCACUGCUCACGCGGCUGGAACUUCCGGCUGGCGUGCCCCGGAGCUCCUGGUGGAUGAUGACGGUCCUCUGUCUCUCGCAUCACAGCACACCGAGUCAUCGGAGCCCGCUGUGGUGGAUCCGCAGACGAACCGCCGCGCCACUCGGGCUAUUGACAUAUUCUCACUGGGUUGUGUGUUCUACUACGUCCUGACCCGUGGCAGUCACCCAUUUGACAAGAACGGCAAGUUUAUGCGCGAGGCAAACAUCGUCAAGGGUCAUUUCGAUUUGGAGGAACUAAACCGCCUAGGCGAUUACGCUUUCGAGGCUGAUGACCUCAUCCGCUCCAUGCUGGCUCUAGACCCCCGCCAACGUCCUGACGCCAGCGCUGUAUUGAUGCACCCGUUCUUCUGGCCUCCAUCAGACCGUCUCGCCUUUCUGUGUGAUGUUUCUGACCACUUUGAAUUUGAGCCCCGUGAUCCUCCGUCAGAUGCACUCCUUUGCCUGGAAUCGGUGGCUGAGCGGGUAAUGGGCCCUGAAAUGGAUUUCCUGCGCUCAUUGCCGCGAGACUUCAAAGACAAUCUCGGCAAGCAGCGCAAGUACACUGGGUCGCGCAUGCUGGAUCUCUUGAGGGCUCUCCGCAACAAGCGCAAUCACUACAAUGAUAUGCCUGAUAAUCUUAAGGAAAAUAUUGGCGGGUUGCCCGAGGGAUACCUCAAUUUUUGGACAUACAGGUUCCCGAGCUUGUUGAUGAGCUGUCAUACGGUUGUCGUUGAGCUGGACUUGACUCGCAUUGAUCGCUUCCGAAGGACACUCCUCGGCGCACGAAAGUCUACCAACGAUGACUCCAGCCAGGGAUCUGGUGUCUCCACAACAUUGAAGAAGCCCGGUGUCUUCCUGCUUGUUCUUGAACAUCCAGAAGAGGUUUCGCUCGGUGGGCUCGCGGGCAUGAUCCAAGAACAUUGGGGGAAGCUUCACCCAGAGCUAGAACCGCUUUCAAUCAAGAAAAUCGUCGACGAUACCAAGGAAGAUAUCGAUCUUUACCCCGAUUUAACCGUCGCUGAUGUCUGGGUUGACUUUGGAAAAGCCCGCGCCGAUGGUCUCGACCAGCGUGGUUCCGUUCGUGUUCUUCAAAAGCCUACCGCGGCUGCCCCGGAGCGAUUCCCCUCGGUCGAGCAGGAUUGGGAUGCUGCUAUUGCUUCCUACGAGCACAAGCGUGCAAUGAAAGAUAAAAAGGAAGCCAUGGAACGCCAAUUCCCAACCAUUCAGGAAGAAGAUGAGGAGAGCGCCGAACCACGGAGUACCCACUCUCGGUCUUUGUCUCAAUCCCACAUUCAAUGGGAACAUUCGCCUGGAUCGCUUCGGCCUACCAACAAUGAGCGUCGUGUGUCACCUCGGAAGUCACCAGCUGAGCACCGCCAUCGUGAUUUACCCGUUUCUUCCGUUGAAGUCCGCAGCCCCGUUACCACUCCCCCACUAACAAAGUCUGUUGGCCCUACAAUUGCCGGUACGCCGCCCCCCAGGCGCGAAAGCGAGGAGCUCGGCGGCUCUCCAUCACCAGCCGAGCGACGAACUUCCAGCGCUAUGUCCCAACAUACACCUGCACCUGUAAUUUCCGUGUCCCCGGAACCGCAGUCUAAGCCGCAAAAGCUCGUAAAGUUACCAAUUCCCAGUAGAACAGCUAAGCGGACAAUUACGCAAAUGCCUGACGACGCGGAAUCCCCACCUAUGUCUACAACCAAACAUGUCAUUCCCCACCAAGAGACACAAUCUACCGAGGAUGCUACUGCGAGCUCAAGUGACAGGGAAUCAGUGCCUGUUCCACAGCAUAUCGUGAAAAGACCACUCAAGCAGAGAAUGCCCAACGGAGUCAACGGACAAGGACAUCUGGCCGCAGUGGGCACGAGUGUAUCCCAAUCACCACAGAAAAGGCAAGCCGAAGCGGUGAUCAUAUCCAGUCAGGAGUCAAGUGAAGAGGAUAGCGACAGUGAGGACGACAAGAUUGAAGCGAAGAAGAUCAAGACUGUCGUGCAGGAUGAAGCAGCAGUAGAAGAUCAGACUGGUUCUGACGAGUCUGACUCCGACUCUGACUCUGUGUCCGAAUCCGAAUCCGAGUCAGACUCUGAUGCCAGUGAAGAGAAUGGACUCAAGGAUGCGCCCAUCGUGCCUCAGAUUGAUCGCUCGACUCCCAUUGUUCGGGAUGGCGAUGUGAUCGAUGCAGAGGGGGAUAUACAGAUGGAAGAGCCGAUUGUAACUAGCAGCUCCGAAUCCUCAGACCAGUUGGAUAUCUCAGUGCCGAAAACCAAUGGCACUCGUGAGACUCGAUCUCGCAAGCGCAAGCAGGCCUCGGAGGAACCCACAUCCGUUAAAGAAGCUCGCCAAGCACAGGCCCAUCCCACGACACGACCCCCAUCUACCCCUCCUCGCUCUGUGCCUUCGGUAAUUGUGCACUCUCAACACGCUCGGCAGUCUGAAUCGAAGUCGCCAGCUGCCCAAACGACCCCACAGAAACGUGCCCGUGCGCCUUCAUUCUCGAGCCCAGCUCGACAGGCCAGUAUCCGAGAGGAGAACAAAACGCCUCCCAAAACUUUUCGGUCCGGAAUUGGGUUGGGGAUUACACAGAGCCCUUCUAGCCAUCAACCCCUGGUGGCUCUUUCGCAGGAAUCUAACGUGACAUCCACCCAGGACUCUUUUGGCGGGCCGCUUUUCCCAAGUAGCAACGCGACUGGUACCGUUGCGCCUUCUUUUACUUCUGUUAACAAACAGACUCCUGCGAUUGACAGAACAAAGAAGUCCGCUAUCCGUGCCAAGGAUUCCCCGGCAACGGAGAGGCGAUCCGUGUCUUUUGCUGAGGGAGAGAACCUUGCUUCUAGCUUCGAUCUCAUUCCAGGCUCCACUCCGCGCAGUACUGCGAUCAGUUCCAAAUCCACCCCUACCACCAAGACCAAGGUGACGCCUUCGAGCGCAACCCCACGAAAUGCCACUCCUAAGGCCAAGUCCUCUCAGCAGACGCCUACCCCUGCUGUCAAAUCUACACCCUCGACGUCUAGCAAAGCUACACCCAAGGCCAACGCCAAAAGCCAGACACCCAAAUCCACUUCCAAGCAACCUCGCAGAGAAUCCAUCGACGAAGUGGUCUCGAAUCAAGCUCGCAGACAAUCUAUCGACGAAGUAGUCUACCCACCCGGCUUUGAUAUCGACCGUUUGACCCAGGAAGUUGAGAUUGAAAAGAAGAUCAAGGCACAGUCUAAAGCGGAAGAGAAGGCACUCAGGGAGAAAGAAAAAGAGGAGAUGGCAGAAAUUGAGCGCAAGAUUCCGGAAAGUUAUGAUCCCCAUCUUUCGCUCAUUUUAACCGAUAUGCAAAAAAUAUUACAGAGAUUGUCCAACACCAGGAUGGAAGUGGCCAAGCGAACACCGCUCCGCGUUAAGCUUGCCGCUUUGCGCGAGGACCUGAAAGCAUGUGAACAGAAAUUGGAGGCGAAAAAGUCCACGCCUCGGCAAGCUGUUGCAAAGCAAGCAGUGCCAACCCUCAAGGAAAUUUUGAGCAGCCAAAAGCAGGAAAUUGCUGCUAGACAGCGUCCUGAGCCCAAGCCUGCUCCGGCUCCCCGCAAUGAUGUUUACGAAGUGCCCAGCUCAGGCGAGUCUGAGUCUGAGUCCGAGUCUGAGUCCAGCAGUGAUGAUGAUAGCGAGAGCGACAGUGAGUCGGGCGACAUUAUGCCCGACGGCCAGUCACAAAAACUGCGCAAGCCCCGAACUCGGUCCAAUUAA